This is a messenger RNA of Alosa alosa (allis shad), 1432 nucleotides long. It is a transcript of the gene dlx2a, whose product is annotated as distal-less homeobox 2a. NCBI's taxonomy places the organism in Eukaryota, Metazoa, Chordata, Actinopteri, Clupeiformes, Clupeidae. Gene Ontology annotation, biological process: negative regulation of transcription by RNA polymerase II; embryo development; cell differentiation. Gene Ontology annotation, molecular function: RNA polymerase II cis-regulatory region sequence-specific DNA binding; DNA-binding transcription factor activity, RNA polymerase II-specific. The coding region runs from base 164 to 997 and encodes 277 amino acids. The transcript has 3 exons. The record is from RefSeq and is a predicted model, not a curated record.
UCUGUCAGAAACCUCCUAGCUUGCCGUUUACGCUUAUGGGAAUGACGUUAAUUGAACACAACUAACUUUAUCUGGGUUUUUUAAACGUUGUGAUAUAUUUGAUUUAUUUGCAGCGCGACAGAAGACAUAAACGAAGUAUAGGCUAUUUGCAGUUUACGUGAAAAUGACUGGAGUUUUCGACAGUCUUAAUACAGAUAUGCAUUCUAACCAGAUUACCUCGAACAACUACCACAGCUUGCACAAAUCGCAAGAGUCGCCAACUCUACCAGUGUCGACCGCAACGGAUAGCAGCUACUACAACAACCAACAACCCGGGCAUUGCGCAGGGUCUCCUUACGGCCAACUGGGCUCUUACCAGUACCAUAACAAUGGCUUGAAUGGUGUUCAAUACAAUAAAUCGUACGACUUAGGUUUCAACUCCUCUUUUGGCACGUAUGGCUCCUAUGGCUCCAACUCAUCGCCGACCCAAACCGAUGCAGAAAAAGAAGAAAGUGAACCUGAAAUUAGAAUGGUCAACGGUAAGCCAAAGAAGGUCCGAAAACCAAGAACAAUUUAUUCAAGCUUCCAGCUCGCUGCCCUUCAGAGGAGAUUUCAGAAAACACAGUAUUUGGCGCUGCCCGAAAGAGCUGAACUGGCAGCUUCGUUGGGCCUUACGCAAACCCAGGUGAAAAUCUGGUUUCAAAAUCGUCGUUCCAAGUUCAAGAAGUUGUGGAAAAGUGGAGAAAUCCCCCCCGAGCAACAUGUGGCCUCUAGUGAGUCUCCUUGCCAUUCUCCGCCAGGCUCCGUGGCAUGGGACUUUCCACAGAAUCAAAGAAUGAACAAUGUAAACUCGGCUCUGCCGCAAAGCAGCAGUCCCCCGAACACAACUGCGCCUUCCUUUUUGGCGAAUUACUCUUGGUAUUCAUCAACGAACUCAGCCACACAUCUUCAGCCCAACACACUAGUAGGCCUACAGCACCAUCACAAUUCAGCUAUGAGUGCUGGGACAAUAUUUUAACAAAUGGCUUUUUGACCUGGAGAAUUACGCCGUUAUCCCAGUUUCCAGUGACUGUUUCCUUAUGGAUGCCGUGACUGAAGUUGGCCAAUUUUAUUUCACGUGCCAGUGUCUUUCUACAAAAUACACUGUUAUUUUUUUUUGUAACGAGAAGUUGCAAACUGGCGGGCGCUGAAGAAGCAGUAUGCGGUUAUUUUUGUAUUUAUUUAUUAUGCUCAUUUUGGUGGCAAAAAAGGGACACCAUAAUUGUUCACCAAACCACUAAAACCCAAAGCGAAGUAGAAUAUAGCAUGCUCCUCAUGCAAACAUUGCUGUCACCUUUCUACAGGAUGCGUAUAUUAAUGUCAUAUGUAGCACAACAUUUGAAAACUGUAUCGUGCCUUUUGAGAAAAUGACCUCAAUUUUGUUGUCCACCAUAAAUGUUUUGUUGUGUUUCUA